CGCUUUUGUUUACGAUUAACUACGUACAUACCAUGAACAUGGUAUAGUUAGCCAAAAUUUAAGAUUGAUAAUACUAUUUAUGUUAGAAACGCAGUUAAAACAAAGGUAACCAUACUGAAGCCAAGUAAUUAUAGGAUUUAUUUACGUUUAAAGAGAAAUGGGGCUAAGUAGAGUCAUCAUUGGCUUUCAAUCGGUUGAUACUGACGCGUGUUACAGAUUCUGAUCAUAGACAAUUCAGCUCUACCUUUUACAUAAAAACAUUUCAUAUCGACACUUAUUACAUGAAUACCUUACAUAUCAAGGAGUUACUUUAAGAAUGGAUUGGGCGGUGGUAGCAAAAAAUUGCCCUACAGCUAGGCUUGAAACAAAAACCGAGAUCUCUUUUGUAUAUCAAUAUGAAAAUCUUCUUUUGGCAGGAGAAUCCUCUGGCCAAGUUUUGGUGUUCACAAUCCGAGAGAAUGGAGAUCUUGACUAUACCGAACGCCUUCUAUAUCACAAACAUCCUAUUAGCUCGCUGCUAUGCUUUCCGUUUGAGGUUGACGGAUUUGUCGAUCUUGUGAUCCUUAGCUUGGACGAGUCUGGACUCCUAUGCCAGUGGCUUUUAAAAUCCUGUAAAUGUCGUGCAAAAAUUCAACUUUAUGAUGGCCUAUGUCUACAACUAUACUUGUUAGAUCCAAACUACGUUUGCGUUUGUGGUACCUAUUUAUCAAUUUACAUUAUACAUCUAGGGAACUUUAGUAUAGCCAGCACCUGGAUAAACCAUGAUAACUGGCCUAUAAUGAUUCCCUACAAAGAAAAAUCCAAUAACAUUCCUGUUGGCUAUGUCGAUGGGUCGGUUUCUCUUUGGUCUGCAAAGUCGACUUCUUUGGAGUUUGAAAAAAAAGUAACUUUUAAACCAAUUGCAAAUAAAAAACUUGGUAACCUAGUCUCCAUUCAAUCUGCUAAAGAUUUAUCCAAAGGUCUCCACAUUUUUGUCUACGAGUCUGGGAUUUCUAUAGUUCGUGAUUUAGAAAAAUGCGAGUGCUACUUUUAUAAAGAGCAGGUCACUUCAGUUUUACUAAUAAAAACAGGGGUAAUUUUUCUUUUCACUCUUUCUGAGAUGCUUCUGCUAAAAUUAUCCUCGGAUUCAGUUUUCAAGUUGCAUGUAGUUAAUUCUUUCCCCGGUACAUAUCCAUGGAAGUCUACUUUUCUUUACAACGAGGAGCCUGUAAUCCUGAAUAAAUAUUCUUCUAAAAUUACUCUUGAUUGGAUAAUGAGUAACGAUCGGCAAUCUUUCCUUUUAGGUCCUCAUCUAAACCAGGACGUUAUCACAUCUGCAUAUAGCUAUAAUCUCAACCUGUUUUUGGGAAGAGCAAAUGGAAUGGCAAUGUAUUCCCUUUUUGAUUGGUAUAUACAUAAUGAUCCGUUUCCCAUUGAAUCCUUUCCAAGCGUGAAAGGAUUGGUAACCUACAUGAAAAUCUUUGAAAAUGAUCCUUCUGAAAUUGUGCUAGUUGUGAUUACUAAGGAUGGAAAUGGCUAUUUUUAUAAACUGUUACAUCACGAGCGUUGGCAAUAUAUCUGUAAUCGUACACUGAACUCCUUAUGUAUUUUACAAGUGGUUUUUCUGAGGAAGGUCAUGUCUUCAAAACAAAGCGGAGUAUAUAUUUUCAUUGGAUUAGAUGGGUCAUUAACAGCACUUGAUGAGCUUUUUAAUGUUCUCGGAUUUCUACCGUCGGAUGGAUCGCAGCCAAAAGGUAUUCAUUAUUAUCAAGCAUCGGAUUCUCUACUAGUCUCCUAUGAGAAUUUUCAAUCAGUAGAAUGGGAGAUUUUAAAGCAAGAAGUACAUGAAGUGAGACAUAAUUCUGUCACGGAUGCGUCCUUUGUAUCAACCAAUCUUGGUAAACACCGUGACCCAGUAACGAGUAAUCGUGGCACAUAUUCUAAGAUAACGGAUGGCCUCUUGAUCACCUAUUUGAAUACUAAAGCGCUGGUCAACAAUCUUAAUUUCUCCAAUGAGACCUACGUCGAAAAGUCUUGCAUAGAUGAGUUCCUUGAUUUUAUUCAGCCUCCAUUUUUGAACGUAGAAAAUGAAGCUGAUAUGUUAUAUCAGUCCAGUAUAACUAAUCGUUCAUGUAUUCAUCUUGGUGUCGGAAAGGAUGAUGGAAGCGCAAUAAUAAGAUGCAAUUCUUCGAUGCGGUCAGUUACUUCUGAAGCACCUUUUUGCUCUGCGCUUUUGCUCCAUUUAUAUUUUUCCUUGCUUUUGCCGAUAUGUAAAUAUGAUGGCUUAAGUGAACAUCAAAUCAAAGAAGGAAUAUUGCUAAACCUUGAGGAAAUCACUUCUACUGAAUAUAGCCUACCUGCUUUAACAUACGUAUGGAGUAAUUCCGAUAAAAAUGUUCAAGAGAUAAUUCGAUUUGUAUUAUUGCGAAUUGCUAAACUGACUCCUAGCGAUGAACUACAAAGAAUUAUACAUUACUUUUUUGAAGUUUUCCGCUCUUUCCGAGAACACUACUAUCUGGAUACUGAAAUUGAGCAUUCUUUGUACGUAUUAUCCAUUUUGGCAGAAUUAUAUCCUUAUGUAUUUGAUGAUCAUGAACUAAAAUCUUUGUCCUCUUUUCUAUUACAAAAAGCCUCUGAUUAUGAAAACGAUCAUGUUGCGCUUCGAUUAUUAAGUAAUGGCUUUUCGGUUUUUUCUAAACAUAUUGAUCCCGCAAAGUUGAUUCACUAUAUGUCAUUAUCGGCGUCAGUCCAUGACCAAGAUCUAAAAGACGAAAAUAGUAUGCUUUUUAGAUCAAUCGUUGAUGUUUCCUCUAGUAAUUCGAUCCUUUUAUUAACCUGUUUAUGCAAUGAAGUUUACGACCUAACAAAAUCCAAGCUUCGACAAACAAUUUUGAAAAUCAUGAGCUUGGCCAUUAAAAAUACGGAGCAUAAUUUUUUCUUAUUCAAUCAUCUAUUAAGGGAAAAAUUAAUACCAAUCCUUAGUGCCAAUCGUUCUUCAAAUGAAGCUACUGAAAUAACAAAAGCAAUAUCAGAAAGGUUUCCUUUCGUGUGUUUUGACGAAAGACUUGAAAAAUAUUCAUACAUAGAAAAUGGGCUUUUAACUGUGUAUGAUAUUCAAAAACGAAAGAAGAUUGUUAGCUCGGAAUCGGUUGAUGGUGAUUUUCAGUUAUUAUCGGCAAACCCAGCUGGUGAAUGUUUUAUUGGAGUUAGUCCAAUGAAAAAAGAAUGUAUAGUUUGGAGAAUGAUGUAUGAAAACGGAACAUUUUUAAACUCAUAUGGUACAAUCCUGAGGAUUGUUAAACGAGUUCUUUUGCAGACAAAUUCGGAUUACGAAAACGAGAGUCCUAAAGUCCUUUGGAUUGGCCAGGCGUCCGCUGAGAUUCAGGUGGGAAGUACGAUUGCCAUAGUUGAUGUAUAGGAUUGAAUGCUUUUUCUAAGAAUAAAUUUCGUCCAUUCCACUAAACCAACGAGCAAUUCGUUGUAUUUCUGAGGGCAUAAAUCUCAAUAGCGGCAUGAAACGAACAUAUAGUGGGUGAUAAAAUCGACCGCUUUGAUUAUUCAUUAGGUUUUGUAGUAUUAUAUGGGCAAUGUCAUUCGAAUUCAACAGCGGAGCUAAUAUUUUAUUUGGCGUAUCUUUAUCAAACAUUGUUGAUUUGAAUUGGCCAAGGGAGUAUAACGAUAACUUUAUGGGUACAUGCAUUUGCCUAGUUUCCACUUCUAAUGUUUCAUGCAGAGACAAUAAAGCAGCUUUCGAACAAGAAUAAGCAGCUAAAAUAGAUGUUAAUAGGAGGGGGCGAUAAAUAAAACAGAUGAAUAUGCAUACCGACUCCAGAGGCACUGAAGUAAGCCAGAGCUGAUGUUACGUUGAUGAUAUGAGGCUCUACCGACAGAAACAACGACGGGUACAGCAUCUUUGUUAUGUUAAAUUGUCCAAUAGUAUUUACAUGGAUACAUCUGAGAAUUGUUAGCUAAUAACGUCUGAAAUUAACGAACCUUGCAAGUUGCUUGCUACUCAUAUCAAACAGUCUAUUCUUCGGCGCAAUUGCUCCCGCAUUGAUAAGAGCGAAUGGCUUCGCACGAAUGGUUUCCAACUUUUUAAGGAAAUUGUUUAUACUCUCUUCUUCCGUAAUAUCACAUACGAUUGGAAUUACAUCUGGGAUAUCCUGAAAAAAGUCUGGAGAAUAUUCGACAUCUAAAGAUAUUACAAGAAGACCAAUGUUGAUGGCUUGCGAAAUUAAUGAUCGUCCAAGAACUCCAUUGCCUCCAGUUAUCACUAUGGAGCCACCUUGACGAUUUGGAGGAGUUGACUUUCUAACAAAACGACGGCUGUAGAAUGCAAUGAAAAGCAAUAUAAAAAAGGGA
Messenger RNA from Schizosaccharomyces octosporus yFS286, 4341 nucleotides. Its product is annotated as WD repeat protein. The coding region runs from base 317 to 3397 and encodes 1026 amino acids. The record is from RefSeq and is a predicted model, not a curated record. Lineage: Eukaryota; Fungi; Ascomycota; Schizosaccharomycetes; Schizosaccharomycetales; Schizosaccharomycetaceae. The transcript has 3 exons. Gene Ontology annotation, molecular function: protein binding.